Molecule: messenger RNA, 1167 nt
Organism: Cladophialophora immunda
Lineage: Eukaryota; Fungi; Ascomycota; Eurotiomycetes; Chaetothyriales; Herpotrichiellaceae
Exons: 6
Coding region: 1-1167 (388 amino acids)
Source: RefSeq, a predicted model, not a curated record
AUGCCCGUGGUUGAGGUCAGCAAUGUUGCUGCGGACGUCAUUGCUGCAAACAAUGUCAAUGUAGAUGUUGCUGAAGGCAGUGUCGACGUAGACAACGACCCAGAUGGCAUGAUCAAAUGCUAUCUAGUCAAGAUCCCCCAUAAGGCGCGCGGGAAAUACAGACACGAUCAAGAUCGAAAGGCUCUGGUUAAGGGUUUCGAAAGAAUUUACGACCUGAAGCCAAUGAAAGCAGGCAAAACGCUGCGAAAUAAGACGGUGCUCUAUGCCUUCAUCAAGCUGUGCAAGUGGGUAGAGGGGAAGAAAAAAGGAUCACUUGCCGACAAACUGGAAGCGGAUCUAGAGCAGAAGAACAGGCAAGAGCAACCAAGACUUGGAUCGACUCAGGAUGAAAUCCUGGCUGCCAAGCGGUUCCUCAUAUUGGAGCAUCGAAGUGCAAAAAAGCUCAAGGCAUGCAAUGCUAGCCAGGAAGUCGUUCUUAUAGAUGACCCCGCGGAGCGAGGAGAGCUAGCGGCACCAGCGGAUGAAGCUAACGAUCAAGAAGCCAAACCGGCAGAUGAUGGGCAUGACCAACCAGGGGUUCCUCGGAUUGAAUGCCCAGUUUCUUUCGACCAUAUCCCCGAAACAUGGUUUGUGGUGUGUACGGCCGAAACACGACAUUCCUACUGCCGCAAGUGCUUCCACGAGAUAGCAGUGAAUGUGGCGGCCGCUAGCGACCCAGUCAAGUGUCCCCCUCCAUGUGGUGUGGCAUUUUUGGCGGAAAAAUUUGGCUUUAUGGGCCAAGAAAUGACGCGCAUCGGCAAGAAAAACCGGCUGUAUAGCCUGAAGCAGUACGAUCAGUUGGUGAAACUGAAGGAGAGAGAAGACAUCCUGAAUUCAAUGCCGGGCCUCGAAACCUGCCCCGUCUGUGACUACAUCGAAGACCCUUCAGAAUUCCCGGAUAAGAAAGCCCAACCACGCUGCUGGUGCCAGACGUGUGAAGAAGCCAAGAUGCCGCAGUUGAAUCCAGACGUCGAGGAGCAGAGAAUCCAGCUGAACAGGCUGCUGAGCGACGCCAUGUCGGCUGCCAGGGUGCGCCGUUGCAAUCAAUGCGACAGUGGGCAAGAGCUCGAGGCUGGGUGCAACAAGAUCAUGUGCAAGAACGAGGAAUGUCGCCACUAUCAAUGGUAA